AUGCGGCAUAAUGUGUAUCCCAUGGCUAAUUUUUUCCAUUGCGCUAGUCAUCGUUUAAAUUUGGUAAUAAAUGAUUUGAAUUCUCUUGCUGAAGUUAGAAAUUGUAUAGGGAAAAUAAAAGAAGUUACUACAUUUGUUAGAGAUAGUGCACUUCGUAGAAAUAUUGUAGGGAGUCAUUUGACAAAAUUAUGUGAAACAAGGUUCGUUGAAAAACAUAAAAGUAUCAGACAAUUUAAGGACCAAUAUGUAACAAUUGUUGAAGGCUUGGAAGAAAUAUCAAAAUCUAAUAAUUUCAACAGCAAAACUAGACAACGUAGCUAUGAAAUGCUUACUGCAAUCACUACUCCAACAUUUGUUGUAAUAUUAUCAAUCAUGGCAAAAUAUUCUGCGAAAUUUGAAACUGUAUCAACACUUCUUCAAGCGGUAGAUGUUGACCUGCAAGAAGCUACAAAACAUAUUCAAGACCUUUUAUCAAUGUUAGAAAUAGACCGUAAUAAUUGUGAGAAUCGGUUCAAUACAAUAUUUAAUGAAGUAAAAUUAGUUGCUUCUAAAAUAGAUUUGGAGUUAAAGUUACCACGGCGUAGUAUUAAACAAGUACAUCGUGAAAACUAUCCAACUAAUGAUGUUGAGAUAUAUUUUAGACAAUCAUUAUUUAUACCAUACUUGGAAUCAAUUAUAAUGUCUCUAAAAGAUAGAUUUUCAGAUGAAAAAUUAAAAAUAUUUACAUUAUACAACCUACACCCAAAAAAAAUGAAACUAAUGAGCGACCAAAAAUUCAUAGAAAGUAUUGAAGUUAUUUGUACACUUUAUGGUUCACUUCUAGACAAUUUUAAAGAACAAGCAUUGUCAUGGUAUGAUCUAUGGAAAAAUAAAGAAGUCGAACCCACCAUGAAAUUAAUUGAUGUUCUCGAUUACGCCACAUAUUACCCAGCGGUAUGCCAAGCUAUACAAAUUGCAAUUACUUUACCUGUAACUUCCUGCUCAGUAGAACGAUCGUUUAGCACUUUACGCCGUUUAAAGACUUGGAUUAGAAAUAGGAUGGGAAACGAAAGACUGAGUAGCUUGGGGUUGAUUAAUAUACACCGCCAAAGGUAUGAUCAUAAACAAUUUUUGAAUCAACAAAUUGAUGAUUCAAUUAAUUUGUUUGCUUCAAACAAAAGGAGAUUGUCAUUACUUUUUGAAUAA
Molecule: messenger RNA, 1185 nt
Organism: Macrosiphum euphorbiae (potato aphid)
Lineage: Eukaryota; Metazoa; Arthropoda; Insecta; Hemiptera; Aphididae
Source: the annotation of a GenBank genome assembly